GGACGACGGGGACGGGGACUCCGCUCCUCAAGAGCGCGGCUCCGGGGCUGCUGUCGCCCGCACAGGCGGCCGGUCCCCUCGGCCUGGACCUGCAGAAGCAGAGAUCUAGAACAUCAUCAGGAUCUCCUCAUCCAAAAAACACAAAGAAAGUUCACUUUAUCAAAAACAUGCGCCAAUAUGACACCAGAAACAGCAGGAUCGUUCUUAUCUGUGCAAAAAGGUCACUGUGCUCAGCUUUUUCUGUAUUGCCUUAUGGGGAAUUCAUUAACAAUAGUGACAAUAAGUUGGAAGGACAAAGGCAACGCAAUCCUUCAGGUGGUGGUGGUUCAUCAACAGACAUGAUUUUGGGACUUGAUGGAGUUGAACUGGGUGCGGACGGAAAGGACUGUGUGAGGCCAAGAAUAUCAAUAAAUGAAGAAGGACUAAAGGUGGAACCAUUAAAGUCAGUCUCAUAUGCACAAUUUCUGUAUCCAACCAAUGCUUUUGUGACGCAAAAGAGUGUAUCGGAGGUUUCAGGUCCAUGUCUACCUGCUCGAACUAGCGUGCAUCGAAAUGUUGCAUCUGGAAGAAUAAGUAAUGCCACAGUAGCAAUGGAAUUAGGGAGUGAAUCCGGAGACUUGAUAGAAUAUGAUCCUAAUCUUCUGGACGAUCCACAGUGGCCAUGUGGAAAACACAAAAGGGUUUUAAUCUUUGCGUCUUACAUGACAACAGUAAUUGAAUAUGUGAAACCAUCUGACUUGAAAAAGGACAUGAAUGAAACCUUUAAAGAGAAGUUUCCUCACAUUAAGCUGACACUCAGUAAGAUAAGAAGCCUGAAACGGGAGAUGCGGAACCUAGCUGAAGAAUGUAACUUGGAACCCUGUACUGUAGCUUUAUCUUUUGUUUACUUUGAGAAGCUUGUACUCCAAGGAAAAGUCAACAAGCAGAACAGAAAGCUUUGCUCAGGUGCCUGCUUACUGCUAGCAGCCAAAAUCAGCAGUGAUCUCAAGAAGCACGAGGUUAAACAUCUGAUUGAUAAACUGGAAGAAAGAUUAAGAUUAAACUCCAAAGAGCUGGUCUCUUUUGAAUUUGCAACACUUGUGGCGUUAGAGUUCGGCCUCUACCUUCCUGGGAAAAAAGUGUUUCCUCAUUACAGGCGCCUUGUCCAACAAUCUUAGGCAAGACUACAUUCCUACUGAAGACCACAAACUUAGGACAAAUGGGAAGACUUACUCUGAAAUGCUGCAAUAGUUUAUACUGUGAUUCUUUUCCCAUAAUGAGCAAGAAGUUACUUGCAAAGUACUGAUUCAGCCAGCUGCCAUCAGUUUUUUUUUAAUACCAGAUUUGUGCCACUUUUUUUUAAUGUGGAAGCACUUUUAUAUAAUUGGAUGAACCUCGUGAACUGAUAUAUUUAUGUAGCAUCUGUUCUAUGUCACGUGACAUGAUUAUAUUGAGAACUAUACCAAAAAUUGAGGAAUGGGUACCACAACGUUCCUGGACUGGCGCUACUGUGAUUUCACUUUCUAUGCUGUUUCUUCUUCCAAGCAUUGUUCUACUGUAAUGGUAAAUAAUGACUGCUCUUAGUUGCACAAUUAAGCAAGCACUCUACAUUAGAGCUACUGAUUCAGCACAUUUAUAGUGCUAAGCGGUAAAUAUGUUUGGGAAAUUUUUGUUUUUCUCUGAUGUAUAUAUUAUGUGAAAAUGUUUAGUUUUCAAUAAAAAUUGUACUACUUUUUAUGUCAACUCCAUCUAAAAACUUUCCUUCUAAUAAAUUUGCAACAUCUUCCAUGGUCCAAUUCUUAACCUUAGCAUUGGAGGUAGUUAGGAAAUUAAUAAUGUGUUAGUAAUUAAAUUGGUCAUUAACUUUUUGUGGAAGAUUGCUAUGUGCAAAUGAGCUGCCGCAUUCUCCUACAAAUGGUCACUCCACAAUAAAAUCCUGUGAUGCGCUUUGACCACUAUACCAAAAAUUAUCAAUUGAAAUGAUUAUUAAUGAUUAUUUAUUGGAAAUUGUAAUGUCAAAAUCCAAUUUGACUCCUUUAAACUUAAUUGGGAACUCUAAAUUGUUUGCUUUAAAUGUUCUGAUGUGUUGUACACUUUAAAAUGUGUAUUCAAUUUAUCCAAAUCUAUAUUGCAUCUUAAUUUUUGAGGCAAAUUUUUUCGGAAUUGUAUGACAAUUUCAUGGUUUAGUAGUGGAACCAGGGGAAGAUGAAUUCGGAAGUUUGCAUAUGGUGCCAACUUUUACUAGACGAUGGUUUGCAGCUGUUGGACAGCAAUUCUUUAAAAACUGUGAAAAAGCACAAUACAAUCACCUAUUUGUUGAGGUGUCUUCUCUCUUUUUGUUUUGCAAUUUCUGUUACAAAGGUUUUCAACUCCCGAUUGUAACUAGUCUGUUACUUAACUGUUGCUGAAAUGUGCAUUGUUUUACUUCAUGGAGUCUCCAGAUCAAAUUUGGUUUAUAAAGUACUAUGCCUAUUUAUUUGUUGUAUGUUAAGGGAAAAAAUGAGAACCCACUUAUUUGUUACCUGCAUUAUUUUCUAUCCCAUUUCCGUGUUGCUGUAGACAAGCAGAGAACUAUUUAGGUAAUUCUAAAUAAUCUUUGGCAUUUUUCUAAGCUAUGUCGCACCGUGUCUCUUGUUGUACACAUUGAUUAAUUAAAAAGCUUUAAUUGGUCUGUUA
Callorhinchus milii (elephant shark) is the source of this 2655-nucleotide messenger RNA. It is a transcript of the gene cables2b, whose product is annotated as Cdk5 and Abl enzyme substrate 2b. The record is from RefSeq and is a predicted model, not a curated record. Lineage: Eukaryota; Metazoa; Chordata; Chondrichthyes; Chimaeriformes; Callorhinchidae. The coding region runs from base 168 to 1157 and encodes 329 amino acids. The transcript is spliced from 10 exons. Gene Ontology annotation, biological process: regulation of cell cycle.